Molecule: messenger RNA, 1695 nt
Organism: Amoebophrya sp. A120
Lineage: Eukaryota; Dinophyceae; Syndiniales; Amoebophryaceae
Source: the annotation of a GenBank genome assembly
GGUUCUUUGUCUUUGUUCUUCCCUAAAUUCCCUCGGUUGACGAGUAAGGAAGUAGUACUUACCUCGUCGUUCUGGCAAAGCGUUGGAAAAGCAGCUGCUCAAGAUUUUCAUGAGCGCAGGCACGAACAAGUAGAUGCAGGGGUACUCACUAGUAGACUGUUGUUGCGGCGCGCGGGACAACAUGAGAUAUAUCAAUGUGAAUGUUGGUCCUACAUCACCUCGAUAGACCGCUAAAGUAGUACAACCCGCCUCCGGAAGCACUAUCUAGAUCUAGUUGCGCUGGUUGUCAGCGACAAUAGUUUACCUCCGUCUUAGUUGUGUACUUUUAUACAAAAGAAACAGGCGGUUCUGCUUGAUCCAUAGUUUUUCUACGUGAGCGCAGCUGCAAGACACUUUUGAAAUGGUGGCCUACUCCGAGCUGUGUAGCCGUCUCCCGUCGCUUCCCGCGAUGGAUGAGGAGGCAAAUCUGAACUUCCAGCAACGCUUAUGAGAGUGCACAGCUUCCUCUAGAUAGUUCUUCUCAUGCACGAUUCCCUCGUGCAAAACACCAACUCCAAUCGUCCUUGUGGCGCUGUUUGUGUUUGCAUGACAAAUUCCGGAAGCAGCCAAACUAUUACUGAUACAUGCGUCGCAUAAUUAAGAACUUGUCAUGCUGAGGCUCCAUGUUGAUGUUAUUUGUAGGCGUUUCUAUUGCUGUUCCCGCCUUUCAAGUCAGGAGCGAAGAGAGGCACCAGUUGUGUAGUCUCAUACCGCUACGAAAGCCUCCACGCGAAGCAGAGGGCAAUCGUCGCGGAGUACAUCGACCUCGAGGUGGAGAAGAAGGAAAAACAGGGGGAAAGCUACGACCAGGAGAAUAUCCUGUGCAAAAGUAUCGUACUGGUGGUAAUUGCGAUCAUGCAUGACAAAUCCCACUCCUAAGCAAAAUCAGCAUUACAAACUCCAUUUUCGCUCUUGGAAACAUUUGUAGUGCAAGUUCGACUACUACGAUACUUUUUGCACAGGAUAGAGAAGGCAAAGGAGCGAUUUGCGAAAAUGGUGCACAUGAUGGAAUAUGAACUGCAAAUAUGUCUAGGUCUGGCAGAUUGCCAGGUUUGUCAUGCAUAUUUUGCACAGCCCAUGAUGUUUGUAAUGCAUGCCCCAGCAUCACAGAUUCUUAGAGGGCUUCGUAAUGCCUAUUCCGCAUGAGAAAUGCCCUUUCCGCGGAGCACAAACUGGAGUUCUCUUUCUGGUCAUGCAAUACAAAUCUUUUUCGAAUCCGGAGACAGCAUCACAAGUUUAGAAUCUUCCAGACCCAGACAUAUUUGCAUUUGAUAUGGAAAAGCGAGCGAGCGAGGACUUGGAAAGUUGCACUAUUUUGUAAAUAGUAAAAGGAAAGAACGGAAAAGAAUGCAUUUCCACUGUUCCUUGCAAUAAGGCUGCGAGCGCGACUCAGCAUGAUACCCUGUUUUUAACGUUCGCCAAGUACCCUGUUUUGAGGUUGUUCCUCAAAAUUUACACUUUGCCACGCAACUGCAAGAAGAGGAAUGACUUGCUCAUUGCAACAAGAAGCAUAGCAGCAUUUUUACGGGAUGUAUCAUUUUGUACCGCACAGCUCAGGACUGUGUUUUUGAGAAGCACCGCGGAUUUCAUUGAUUAAACACAGCUGCUCAAGAAAAGAAGUUUUCUAAUAUUUGGCGUACACUUACAACAAGCAAA